Leguminivora glycinivorella is the source of this 465-nucleotide messenger RNA. RefSeq names its product recQ-mediated genome instability protein 2-like. The coding region runs from base 98 to 463 and encodes 121 amino acids. The record is from RefSeq and is a predicted model, not a curated record. The transcript is spliced from 2 exons. Gene Ontology annotation, cellular component: nuclear speck; cytosol. Gene Ontology annotation, biological process: DNA repair; maintenance of rDNA; negative regulation of double-strand break repair via homologous recombination. NCBI's taxonomy places the organism in Eukaryota, Metazoa, Arthropoda, Insecta, Lepidoptera, Tortricidae.
UCAAAAUACUUCUAUUCGCAUUGAGUUAGGUUAAACUUGUUCAAUAAUUAAAACAAAUGCUUCUUAAAUAAAAUAACGAAAGGUCCAAUAAAAUAAAAUGACGUUAAACCCAAGAAAGUAUUUCAUUAGAGAUAUGGUUAACAAACCAACCCCAUUUGAUGUUUGGUUGCAAGGCACUAUCGAACAAAAUGUCGGUAACGAUAUUUUAAUAAUAUCGGAUACUUUUGGAAGAGCGAAAAUAACAAAAUGUGAGACUGCCGACGGCGUCAUCGAUAAGGCCUCUUUGCAAAAAGGCAAAUAUUGCUGUAUUCUAGGCACAGCCGUCUCGACAAAGGGCCUGCCUGAAGUGCAAGCAUGUAAAUUCGUAGAUCUCAGCUCUCAGCCCGACAUGAAAGAAGCGUGGGAAUAUGAAGUUAGAGAAUCAAACUUACUCUUUGAAGGAAAAAUAAAAACCUUAGUAUAAUA